Molecule: messenger RNA, 663 nt
Organism: Penaeus chinensis
Lineage: Eukaryota; Metazoa; Arthropoda; Malacostraca; Decapoda; Penaeidae
Exons: 4
Coding region: 1-663 (220 amino acids)
Source: RefSeq, a predicted model, not a curated record
AUGGCAGUUGUCAACACCUUCUACCAAAAGAGAGAUGAACAUCUCAUCACAUACAAGAGUGGGCAACAUUCCACACAGAUUGACUACUUGAUGAUAAGAAGAGCGGACCUGAAGAGUGUCAGGAAUUGUAAGGUCAUUCCAGGAGAGGCAGUUGCGGCACAGCAUAAACUCCUAUAUCAGACAAGAGAAGAAACGAAAGUCAAAAACAGAGAAACGGAUCAAGAUCUGGAAACUGAAAGGGGACAAGAUCAUAGAGUUUCAGGAAAAAGUGAGAGAAAAGCAAGUACCAAAAACAGAGACAGCGCAAGAAAACAGGCAUUCCAUGAAAAGUGCCCUACUGGAAGCAGCAGACGAGAUAUGUGGUACCACCAACGGAAUACGGUACCAAGGAAGGGAGACAUGGUGAUGGAGCACAGGAAUGAGAAUAAGAUCAAGGAAAGAUGGAGGGAGUACUUUAGCAACCUGCUGAAAGUGGAAAAUGAGUGGGACCCACUCCAGGAUUGCCCACCGGUUGAAGGCCCCUUGCCUGAUAUAAACGAGAAGGAAAAAGUAUGGGACGAAAAGAAGAUGCCAGCAGAAUGUAAACUAGGUGAACUAGUCACCAUUUACAAGAGAAAAGGGACCCACUGGACUGCGGGAACUUCAGGGGUAUCAAGCUCCUAG